Molecule: messenger RNA, 5250 nt
Organism: Pogoniulus pusillus (Red-fronted tinkerbird)
Lineage: Eukaryota; Metazoa; Chordata; Aves; Piciformes; Lybiidae
Gene: PFKFB3
Product: 6-phosphofructo-2-kinase/fructose-2,6-biphosphatase 3
Exons: 17
Coding region: 90-1685 (531 amino acids)
Biological process (GO): fructose metabolic process; fructose 2,6-bisphosphate metabolic process
Cellular component (GO): cytosol
Molecular function (GO): fructose-2,6-bisphosphate 2-phosphatase activity; ATP binding; 6-phosphofructo-2-kinase activity
Source: RefSeq, a predicted model, not a curated record
CUCUCCCCUUCUUUUUUUCCCCCCUCUCCCUCAACCACCGCAAACGCUUCAAGGUGGACGCGGAGCGCAAAAAGACCUUGCUUUUAAAAAUGCCCAUGGAGCUGACGCAAAGCCGCAUCCAGAAGAUUUGGCUUCCCAAUGACAACCGCCCGGCGCUGCCCCGCCGCUCCUGUGGGCCACAGCUUGCCAACUCUCCCACUGUGAUAGUGAUGGUUGGCCUCCCAGCCCGUGGGAAGACCUACAUCUCUAAGAAGCUGACUCGCUACCUCAACUGGAUAGGUGUCCCAACAAAAGUUUUCAAUGUGGGAGAGUAUCGCCGUGAGGCAGUGAAGCAUUACAGCUCGUAUGACUUCUUCCGCCCCGACAAUGAGGAGGCCAUGAAAGUCAGGAGGCAAUGUGCCAUGGCUGCCCUGAGGGAUGUCAAGCUGUACCUGACGGAGGAGGCUGGGCAGAUUGCGGUAUUUGAUGCCACCAAUACCACACGGGAGAGGAGAGGCAUGAUCCUAAACUUUGCCAAAGAAAAUGGAUUCAAGGUAUUCUUCAUUGAAUCUGUCUGCAAUGAUCCCACAGUAGUUGCCACCAAUGUUAUGGAAGUAAAAUUGUCCAGCCCUGAUUACCGGGACUGCAAUUCAACUGAUGCCAUGGAGGACUUCAUGAAGAGGAUUAACUGUUAUCAGGCCAGCUACCAGCCCCUCGACCCUGAUGAUUAUGAUCGGGAGCUUUCUCUCAUCAAAGUCAUCGAUGUUGGCCGGCGGUUCCUGGUCAACAGGGUUCAGGACCACAUCCAGAGCAGGAUUGUUUACUACCUGAUGAACAUCCAUGUCCAGCCUCGCACAAUUUAUCUGUGUCGGCAUGGUGAAAGUGAUUUCAACCUCAAGGGGAAGAUUGGAGGUGACUCUGGACUUUCCAACAGGGGCAAGAAGUUUGCACUGGCCCUGAACAAGUUUGUCGAGGAGCAGAACCUGAAGGACCUCAAAGUCUGGACCAGCCAACUAAAGAGGACAAUCCAAACUGCAGAAGCUCUCCAACUACCCUAUGAGCAGUGGAAAGCACUCAAUGAAAUUGAUGCUGGUGUGUGUGAAGAAAUGACAUAUGAAGAAAUCAGGGAGCAGCAUCCAGAGGAGUUUGCUUUACGUGAUCAGGAUAAAUAUUACUACCGCUAUCCUUCUGGGGAGUCCUACCAAGAUCUGGUGCAGCGCCUGGAGCCAGUCAUCAUGGAGCUGGAGAGACAAGAAAAUGUCCUUGUGAUCUGUCACCAGGCUGUCAUGCGCUGUCUCCUGGCAUACUUCCUGGACAAGAGUGCAGAUGAAAUGCCCUACUUGAAAUGUCCUCUUCACACAGUGCUGAAGCUGACCCCGAUGGCCUAUGGCUGCCGGGUGGAGUCCAUCUCGCUGAACAUUGAAGCUGUCAACACCCACAGGGAACGGCCAGAGGAAGCAAAGAAGGGACCUAACCCGCUCAUGAGACGUAAUAGCGUUACCCCUCUAGCAAGCCCAGAGCCCACCAAAAAACCUCGCAUCAACAGCUUUGAGGAGCAUGUGGCUGUUUCUUCUGCCCUGCCAGGCUGUGUUCCUCAGGAAGUGCCCACGCAGAUGCCGGGACAACCUUUACUAGGGAAGGCAUGCCUAAGACCUGUUUGUCACUUUCUCAAAGUUUUCUCUUUACUAAUAUUUCCAAGAACAUGAACACCUCGCAGAAGCCGUCGUGACUCCGUUGGCGCAGUGGCGGUGCCGCCGGCGACACCAGCUUCCCAUCCCAUCGCCAUUUCCAAAGCUUGCUUACAAACUGCUCUCCUCCGGCUGCGGUGAGGUCAACCCUCGGCUGUUUCCACCCACGCCCGUUCAUCUGCAAACAGCUCUGCUGAGAGGAGGAGGAGGGAAGAUGGAGAGCGCAGGAGGAGAGGGAGCGAGCCCUUUAUCGGGGUCACCACCGGCUCCUUAGGCUGCGGCGUUUGCUCUCCUCUCCGGAGCGUCCCGUUAGAUUGUAGCAAGCUGUAAAGUGCUUCUAGCACACAGGAGUUUAAUUUCCCUCUGUAAGUGGUUUUGAUCUCCUUUUGUAUAGAGAUGAUUGGUACCCAUCCAUCUCUGGGUGGGCUGUAUAUAUGUGGAUGGUGUGGGAUUAGCAGAGAUGUGUGGGGGGUGGGGAGGGGGAGGGAGGGGAUUGAAGAGGUUUUGCUUUUUCUUUUGUAAUUAUUAUUGUUGUUGUUAUGAAUUUCUUUUCAUGAGAGCCCCUAACACGCUGUGCUGGAGCUCUUUACCCGUGCUACAGCCUGUCACAACACGCACAGCCCAGCUCACUCCAGCCCAUGAGCCCCAGGAAGGCAGUUGUGUAAAGUCCUUCGCAUUGACAGCUACUGGGCUUAACCAGAAUAAACCUUGAGCCACCUUGAGAGGUUUUGCCUUUCAAAUAAACCCAUCUGAAAGGAGUUUGCAGAGAAUACAGGUUCUGCUUCUAAAACCAGUCAUGAGCUGCCUGUACUGCAGGGUGAGCCACGCUGCUGGUGGCCUCGGUGGUUCUUUAAUCUCGAGGAGUAUCCAGAGAUGCUUGGAGCUGAGGCAUGUGUCGCUUUCUGAGCAACGGUUGAGGUGGUGUGCUGGUAUUUCAAUCUCCCCUUUCCUCUGCCUUGGAGGAGAGUGGAGAUUCUGAGGAAGGGGUUUGAGUCCCUGUGUCGUUGCAGGUGGACAGGCUGAGUUUAGAUGCAUUUUGCAGCCACCCAGGUCUUGUGGAAGCGGUCAGAGAGCUGGCCAGGAUGCAGGCUUCCCUGUCUGGCUGCAAAAAGCCUCAAGAAGGGACAAUUUUGUCCGUGCUUUCUUUUUAUAUUUAAUAUAUAUAUAUAUACCUGCACACACACAUGGCUGUGUGUGUAUGUGUAUACCUAGAAACUGCUUGGUUUUUGCACUUUAUUUUGUGGCAGGAGCAGAACUAUUUUUUUUUAACUCAUGCCCCUUAACAGGGGAAGCCUGAAUGCAACUUUCCUCUUUUUGGGUUUUUUUUUUUUUGGUUAUUUUUAAACUUUAUUUUGCAUGCUGGAAAGCUGGGACUACAAAAAAAAACCAGUGGUUACAGCAUUCAAGGUGGGUGUGUUUGUGUGUGUGUGUGUGGGGGGGGAAAUGGGGCGAGGUCCUGGCUUACACUUCAUCAGCCAACUCCCACUGGUUUGAUAUGUGAGAUCCUUUCUUGGCAGCUUGUCCUGGGCUGCAAUAGAGAGGUUUGAAGUGGCAAUUAACCACUAUUGCUUUGUGUAGAAGUCUGUGGAUUUGGGAGCUGUAAUUUUUUUUCUUUAGUUUUGGGUUGUGGUUAUUCCCUCCCCCCCCCCACUUGUGUGCAUCAACUUCUUCAUCCUCACCUCAUGCUUUUUUGGCUGCAUGGCUGAGUAGCAGGCAGGAGGUGAAGGUAGCUAAGCCCUCCUGCAGUGCUAGGCUGAGAGAAUGGAGGUGGACAGCUCUUUGGUUGCAUCCUUCAUUGGCCUUUCCUAACCCCUCCAGUAGGAAGCAACAUCCCUGCAGAUGGGAGCAGAGAGGUCUGGGGAGAAAAGGCAACAGUGCUUUUCCCAAGAAAGGUUGGAUGAGUUGAUCCUUGAGGUCCCUUCCAACCUGUGCAGGUUUGGGGAGAAAUGACAAUCCUGCUUUUCCCAAGAAAGGUUGGAUGAGAUGAUCCUUGAGGUCCCUUCCAACCUGUGUAGGUUUGGGGAGAAAUGAUGACCCUGCUUUUCCCAAGAAAGGUUGGAUGAGAUGAUCCUUGAGGUCCCUUCCAACCUGUGUAGGUUUGGGGAGAAAUGACGACCCUGCUUUUCCCAAGAAAGGUUGGAUGAGAUGAUCCUUGAGGUCUCUUCCAACCUGUGUAGGUUUGGGGAGAAAUGACAACCCUGCUUUUCCCAAGAAAGGUUGGAUGAGAUGAUCCUUGAGGUCUCUUCCAACCUGUGUAGGUUUGGGGAGAAAUGACAACCCUGCUUUUCCCAAGAAAGGUUGGAUGAGAUGAUCCUUGAGGUCCCUUCCAACCUCUGUUCAAGGAUUCUAUGAUUGAUUUUUCCCCCCCCCCCCCUUUCCUCUUUGUGUUUUGGGUUUGUUUGGGGUUUUUUGGGAGUUGAUUUUGUUGUUGUUUGUUUUUCCUUUGGGAAAAGGUGAACCACAGUGCCUAGUGCUUCAGCCUCGUGCAUCCAAAGCGUGUGCUUGGAGCAGCACCAAAUGCGGGAGGGAACCUAGACCAUGCUCAGUCCAUAUCCAACCGGGCAAAGAUGGUCUUGGCAGUGCCCUGCCUGUGUGAGCUUGUGCAUAUGUGUAUUAUAGUCCUGUACAGAUGACACCAAGAACACUUCCCCCCCCCCCCCCUUUUUUUUUUCAUUGCUUUUUGUUUUGAAUAGCCAAAUUAAAAGCUGACAUCUGCCCUUCGAGUUUCUCUGACCCAGGGGAGGGGAAAGGCAGAAUGUUUUGGGAAGGCAAGUCACUUGUCUGUACUGCCCACUUCCUAGGCACUCUUAUCUUUCUCCUCCUGCUACCAAGAGAUAAGCCAGCAAAUGUAAACAUGACGUCUGGCUGCCCCAUGAUCAAUCCUGUACACAUGUAAUUCUGCAGGGUUUUUGUGGUGUGUAUUUUUUGGUGUGUGUAUAUAUAGAGAUAUAAAAAUAUAUACAUAUAAAUCAAGCAGGAAACAAAAAUAAUCAAACCCUCAAUGACCUUAAACUUUCUUCCUUUUGGAAUAAGAGAAGACAAGGCAACAAGAUGAAAUUUGAACCUGGCAAUGUUUGUUUUUUUUCCCCCCCAGUCUUUGCUUUCUGAGCAGCAAAGAGGUCCUCUCCUCCUGGAGAAGUUGGUUAAUAGGUGGGAUGGUUGUCAACUCUGCCAUCUCACUGCCCACUAACAGAGCCAAGGAUUGAGCAGCAAAGCUGAAGCCAGAGUGGGUGGGGAGAUGGGACUUGUCAAACCACAGCAAUGAUUUCUUCCCCCUCUCUUUUUUUUGUUUUCCUUUGUGAUACUUGAAUUUAUUUUUGUAUUAUUGGGUUGUUUUGGGUUUUUUUUUUGAUAGCAAAGCUCUCUUUUAUUUAUUUAAUGUACACUGCAAAGCUUGGAGAGAAGGGUAGUUUCUUGGGAUUUCUUGGUUUUCUUUUGGAUUUGUGGUAUGUUAACUGUUCUGUACAUACAUCUGGAAUAAUUGCCUGAUAUAAAGCUGUGCCAGCUUGAGGACAGGGUAUGCCUUUCAGAAAUUUGUAUAUUUUGCAGUUGCUGGACCAAUAAAAUACCUUGUUGAAAUACA